Messenger RNA from Sordaria macrospora k-hell, 555 nucleotides. Its product is annotated as 60S ribosomal protein eL18. Gene Ontology annotation, molecular function: RNA binding; structural constituent of ribosome. Gene Ontology annotation, biological process: translation. Gene Ontology annotation, cellular component: cytosolic large ribosomal subunit; ribosome. Lineage: Eukaryota; Fungi; Ascomycota; Sordariomycetes; Sordariales; Sordariaceae. The record is from RefSeq and is a predicted model, not a curated record.
AUGGGUAUCGAUCUUCGCAAGCACCACGAGCGGUCCACUCACCGCAAGGCCCCCAAGAGCGACAAUGUUUACUUGAAGCUCCUGGUCAAGCUUUACCGCUUCCUUGCCCGCCGCACUGACUCUGCCUUCAACAAGGUCGUGCUCCGCCGGUUGUUCAUGUCCCGCAUCAACCGUCCCCCCAUCUCUCUCUCUCGCAUUGCCGCCAACCUCAAGAACGGCAACGAGAAGAAGACCGUCGUUGUUGUCGGUACCGUCACCGAUGACAACCGUCUUUUGACCGUCCCCAAGGUCUCGGUUGCUGCCCUCCGCUUCACCGCCACUGCCCGUGCUCGCAUCGAGGCUGCCGGUGGCCAGGCCAUCACCCUCGACCAGCUCGCCCUUGAGAAGCCCACUGGUGCCAACACCCUCCUUCUCCGUGGCCCCAAGAACGCUCGCGAGGCCUUCAAGCACUUCGGCUUCGGUCCCCACAAGAACAAGAAGCCCUAUGUCGCUUCCAAGGGCCGCAAGUUCGAGCGUGCUCGUGGUCGCAGAAGAUCCAAGGGUUUCAAGGUCUAA